Molecule: messenger RNA, 625 nt
Organism: Staurois parvus
Lineage: Eukaryota; Metazoa; Chordata; Amphibia; Anura; Ranidae
Source: the annotation of a GenBank genome assembly
UGACAUUUCACAUACACUAUAUUGCCAAAUGUAUUAUUGGAACACCCCUACAAAUCAUUGGUUUCAGGUGUUCCAAUCACCUCCAUGGCCACAGGUAUAUAAAAUCAAUCAAUUAGGCAUGCAGACUGCUUCUAAAACAUUUGUGAAAGAAUGGGUCACUCUCAGGAGCUCAGUGAACUCAAGUGUGGUACUGUGAUAGGUUGCCACCUGUGCAAUAAGUCCAUCCAUGACAUUUUCUUGCUACUAAAAUAUUCCACGGUCAACUGUUAGUGGUAUUGUAACAAAGUGGAAGCAACUGGGAACAACAGCAACUCAGCCAUGAAGUGGUAGGCCACCUAAAAUGACAGAGCGGGGUUAGCGCAUGCUGAAGCUCACAGUGCGCAAGAGUCGCCAAAUGUCUGCAGAGUCACUAGCUAAAGACCUGCAAACUUUGUGUGGCCUUCAAAUUAGCACAACAACUGUGCGCAGGGAAAUUCAUGGAAUGGGUUUUCAUGGCCAAGCAGCUGCAUCUAAGCCUUAUAUCACCAAGUGCAAUGCAAAGCAUCGGAUGCAGUGGUGUAAAUUAGGCUGCCACUGGACUCUAGAGCGGUACUUGCCUGACUUCAUUGUGCCAAGUGUAAAGUUU